Paramuricea clavata is the source of this 465-nucleotide messenger RNA. Lineage: Eukaryota; Metazoa; Cnidaria; Anthozoa; Malacalcyonacea; Plexauridae. The record is from the annotation of a GenBank genome assembly.
AUGAGAGAUCAGUUUAUUGCUGGUCUAGUGUCAGAACAACUUCGUGUCAAACUAAUAGGAAAAGGACAUCGGCAUAGGGACGGGGAUCGAAGUAAAGUUUCUUUACGUGAAGUGGUCGAAAUUGCCAAGGCAUAUGAAGCAACGACAAUAACAAAUAAGUUGAUGAAAAAUGCUAGGGAAAGUCAACAAGAGCAAGUAAAUUAUUCAAAUAGCCAACGAAGGCAGCCGGUGAACCGUGACCGUCGUGAUUUCACAAUACCACAGCAAACAAUAACAAGAAUGUGCUCUUAUUGCGGUGUUCAACAUAAACAACCUCGACAGGAAUUUUGCCCAGCUUUUAGAAAGAGAUGUAACAAAUGUGGAGUGCUUGGACAUUUCGCAAGAGUUUGUACAAGUGAACGAAGUUAUCACAUGCUCGCGGAAAAAGCUAACCAAGUUCAAGAUGAAUUAAACGAAGAACUAUGA